CUGACUAGGGAAAAUUUUACCCUAUACCCCUACAAUUGUACCCAUACCCCUACAUUUAAAUUUUUUUGACCAAAAUACCCUCAUAUAAAUAGGGUAUAUUUUCCGUUUCAAAAUUUUUUUACCAUUUUCGUUGAAGACUUCCGGAGAAGAAAAUUUUUUGGCGUUUUUGCAUUGUAUACCGGAACACUUAAGAUGGUUCGAAGAAGAGGUGCAGAUGGCCGGAUUCCAGUCCGCACGUUAGACCGGGGUGCAUCUUCAUCUGCAGCUGCAGCUGAGCCGACUGGAUAUCCAGGAGGGCCGUACGAUACAUCGCUUUUGGUGAAGUACGAGCAUCAUGUUGCUCGACAUAUAUGGUUCGGUGAGGAAAGAGGACCAAAGAAAGAGUUGAAGGUUGCCGGACAUGGACUGAAGUUGAAUUCUAGGGUUCCAUUGGCUCUUCCACCACAGAUGGAGAGUUGGGUAUCUAGAUCCGGUUUAGCUUCACUGCAGAGAACGAGUCUGAACAAGAUAGACACAAAUCUUGUCUCUGCAUUUGUGGAAAGAUGGCAUCUAGAGACAUCUUCAUUUCACAUGCCGUUUGGUGAAAUGAGCAUUACUUUAGAUGAUGUCGCAUGUCUACUUCACUUGCCCAUUAGGGGUAUCUUUUGGAGUCCUCAGGAUGUGACUGAAGAGCUCACAGCUGACAACCGAUUAGAAAAUAACUUGUCAUACAAAGUUGACCUAUCCUUGUCUAUUAAUUCCAACCCCAACUCUCUGCGAACCAUUGACCAACCAUCCUCACCAUAUCCAUGCAAUGAUGCAAUGACUCUAAAUCCACAAUUACCAUCUGAUUCAACAUUAACUACAUCUUCAAUGUAUGACCUAAUAUGAUUAGGAAAUUGAACAAUGAAUUGUGGUUGCUUCUUUGAUAAUUUGAUCUUCUUCGAAGUCUGUGAUGGUUGAGAUUGCCUUUGUGAAGAUUGAGAUGCCUUAUCAACAUACUCAUGAUACGAAGGGUCCCUAUA
Lathyrus oleraceus (garden pea) is the source of this 1004-nucleotide messenger RNA. RefSeq lists its product as uncharacterized. The transcript has 3 exons. Gene Ontology annotation, biological process: meristem development; meristem maintenance. NCBI's taxonomy places the organism in Eukaryota, Viridiplantae, Streptophyta, Magnoliopsida, Fabales, Fabaceae. The record is from RefSeq and is a predicted model, not a curated record. Bases 193 to 870 code for a protein of 225 amino acids.